AUGUGGUGUAGACUGAUCGUGCUCUUUUUCAUUUUCUGCUGUUCGAUCGAGGCACUCGGCUUCGACGACGUCGUCAGCGUCGAGUCGCUUCGUCGGGACGUCCGUGAACCAUUACCGUUCGCCACGGAAGUCGAAGACCUGCUGGGCCAAGGAAAUUCACCGGCGAACGAUCGCGCCUCUAAAAAGGAUAUGAAAAAUGUAUCUGGCAAGUCGGACGAAGGAGGAUACUACAAGACGUACGGCAGCGACGCCGAGGGUGAAAAGGGUUACUUGAAGGCAACCUUUAGUAAGGGCAAUCACGGAUACAAGAACCUCGACACCUUCCACAAGCAGGAUGGCGACAAGUACGCAUUCGAGAAGCACAUUGCCUACGGCAAAGCGCAGGCUGACAAGAAAAGUGGCCACAACGUGGCUGCAGCGUCUCGUUCCAGCAAGGGUGGCGACUACGAGGGUGCAGGUACCAUCGUGGAUUCUCACUAUACAGCCGACGAAGGGGAUCAUGGAGAUCACAGCGGCGAACACGUCGAAGGUGAUCACAGUGGUUAUAGCGAGGGUGCUCACUACACGGAUCAUGGACCAGAAUCCUCGAGUUACGGUCAUAGCGAGGGCUAUGCAACCAAAGACGGUGACCAUGGUUCUUACGAAAGCCACAGUUCCUACUCGAGAGACUACGGUGACGAACAAGGAGACCAGGGAGGUCAUUACUAUUAAUCCUUAGCCGACUGAGUUGCUUUCCACUUGUCUGCCGUUCUACUCGAAACCUUUAGACAAUGAAGCUAUCUUCCAGUCGUGACUGUAUUUCGAGCUUCUUUGAAAGAUUUGCAACCUGGGAAGGUACGAUGCAGGUUGAUUUUCUGGUGUUUCUGUACACUCGAUAAAGCUUAUCCUAGUUAGUGUGGUUAUCGGCUUGAAAGAACGCAUUGGUACCAUUUCUGAACAUAGAUUGCUCGUAAAUUAGAAGGGUAAUGGUUGUAAACUGAACGUUCUUUGAACACGUUCAUGGGUUGA
Molecule: messenger RNA, 1008 nt
Organism: Osmia bicornis bicornis
Lineage: Eukaryota; Metazoa; Arthropoda; Insecta; Hymenoptera; Megachilidae
Product: spore wall protein 2-like
Exons: 3
Coding region: 1-711 (236 amino acids)
Source: RefSeq, a predicted model, not a curated record